AUGGCUCCCAAACCAGUCCUCAAACCUCUCAUCACUCCAAAGACCAUGUUGUUCCCUUCAGAACUCUACGAUUCACCUGUGGCCAUGGCCCAACCUAGCCCUAUCAAAACAGAAGAUAGUGACUGCCAGACGGCAACAGCCAUCACACCUCCACCGGCAUACACAGAGUUUCUCAAUGCUCUCACGCCAACAUUUAGCCCCGCGAGCUCAGCAUUUCCCAAAUCACCCAUGGAAAAGUCUCGCCCAUCCUCAUUCACGCCAUCCCUCCCCUCCACUAUGCCCCCAAGCUACUCAAAAACAACCUCAUCAAUGGCACUCUCCUCUCCCGCAUCAGCAUCAGCCAGACCCCAUCCCACCCGCCAGCACCGACGAUCACUGUCCUCUCUAUCGCCCUUAUCAACAUACUACCAAAACUACGCCUACUCCCCCUCCGCAGACCACCACUACUCUCCCUACUCCGCGCGGUCUCCCUACAUCAUGACAGCAGCAGCAGACUGGAAGUUGCGAACCAUGGAAUCAUCCCGCAGCACUGGUGCUGGCGCGAAGCCGCCGUCGCGUAGUGUGCGACAUGUUGUUACGAGGACGGUUACGUAUCGGCAGACGCCGACGCCGGCGUUGCAUCCGGCGCCGAGGGGGAAGAAGAGGAGAGGGGAGAGGAGGGAGUAG
This is a messenger RNA of Aspergillus ruber CBS 135680, 666 nucleotides long. RefSeq lists its product as uncharacterized. The record is from RefSeq and is a predicted model, not a curated record. Bases 1 to 666 code for a protein of 221 amino acids. Lineage: Eukaryota; Fungi; Ascomycota; Eurotiomycetes; Eurotiales; Aspergillaceae. The transcript has a single exon.